UCUCUCUCUCUCUCUCUCUCUCUCUCUCUCUCUCUCUCUCUCUCUCUCUCUCUCUCCAUUCCACCCCACACUUUGAGGUUCAAACAAAACUAUUCUUUUGGCCACCCUUUUGAUCUCACCCCAACUUCCAUUCCCUGUUCGAGUAUGAACAAACAUUUCUUGACCUUCACACAAUCACUGUAGUUUCUAGCUAGAUUGCAUUUUACUUGGAAAUUAAAAGAUAAUAAUAUAUAAUAAUUAUUAUUAUUAGUUGGUCAUCAUCAUCAUCAUCAUCAUCAUGGCAUCAUCCUCAGAACUAAGCCUGGACUGCAAACCACAACAUAGCUACUCUAUGCUCCUAAAAUCCUUCGGAGACCAACAACAAACCACGACCACUGAUCAUCAUCAAACCUCCCAAAAGCUCGAAGAAUUCCUCGCUCGUCUCGAAGAAGAACGCCUCAAGAUCGAUGCUUUUAAACGCGAGCUUCCCCUAUGCAUGCAACUCCUCACCAAUGCUAUGGAGGCUUCGAGGCAGCAAUUGCAAUCUUAUAGGGCGAAUAAUGAAGGGGGGACGACGAGGCCGGUUCUUGAAGAAUUCAUUCCACUCAAGAAUUCUUCAUCAAGUUGUGAUAAUAAUAGAGGAGCAGAAAAGAUGGCAGCGGCGAACAUGGCGUCAGACAAGGCGAAUUGGAUGACGUCAGCACAGCUAUGGAGUGAUCAAGGAAAUGAAUUGGGUGCAGGUGGGAAGAAGCAACAGCCCAGUAGUAUUGGUGUCAUAACUUCUUCUCCAAAAGAAAAUGAAAUAAUAGGGUUUUCAAUGAGCCCAAAAGUAGGAAACCUAAUUGAGAAGAGAAAUAAUAAUAAUAAUAAUUUUCUUCCAUUUUCCAAAGACAGAAGCUCUCCUGCCCCAACCCUAGCCCUAGCUUCUUCAUGUGAAGACAACAUAGAAGCAGACAAAAAGAAUAAUAAUGUUUCAGAAAUUAUUAUUGUGAAUCCUCCUCCUAGUAAUAAGGCCAACAAUCAUAGCGGCGGGGAUGCAAGUAGUAUGAGUCAAGCAGAUGGUCAAACCACCAGUGCCACGGCGGCGGCCACUCAGCCUCAGAGGAAAGCUAGAAGAUGUUGGUCCCCUGAUCUGCACAGACGUUUCGUUAAUGCUCUUCAGAUGCUUGGUGGAUCUCAAGUUGCCACCCCAAAGCAAAUCAGGGAACUCAUGAAGGUUGAUGGAUUGACCAAUGAUGAAGUUAAAAGCCAUCUCCAGAAAUACAGACUUCACACCAGGAGACCAGUUCCGAGUCCACAAACAGCCGCCGCCGGAGCACCACAGCUCGUGGUAUUAGGCGGCAUAUGGGUUCCACCGGAGUACGCAACCGCCGCCGCCACCCACGGCGGCGCCCCAGCCGCCGUCGCCGCCGCUACCCUUUACGGUGCACACCCAUCCGUCCACGCCCACGCCGCAUCUCAACAGCACUUCUGCGCCACCGCCGCCCCGCAAGUGGCCCAUCACGAAUUCUACGCGCCGCCGCCGCCGCCGCUCCACCAGUUGCACCAGCCCCUCCUCCACCACCACCACCACCAGCUCCACAUGUACAAGCCACCCUCCCACGCACAUACCCACAGCUCCCCCGUGUCCGGUGACCGGUCAGAGAGCAUCGAAGACGGCAAGUCGUCGGCGAGCGGCGGCAGCUGGAAAGGCGAUAGCGGUAGCGAAAACGGCGGCGGGGAGAGGAAAGUUUUGGUUUUAAGGGAGGAAGGUGAAGUGGGGAAUAAUGGAACUGAGAUUAGUCUCAAGUUCUAAAUUAAUUAUAAUUUUUCUUUGAUUAUUAUUGUUAGUGUACUUUAGUAGCAUUAAUUCUUGGAUUUAGAUUUAGGAGUAGGGUAAGUAUAGCUCGGAAAUUAAUUACAAUGUUUAAAAAGGCCAUUAAUUAAUUAUGAUUUGUUUUGGAGUUA
Molecule: messenger RNA, 1926 nt
Organism: Ipomoea triloba (trilobed morning glory)
Lineage: Eukaryota; Viridiplantae; Streptophyta; Magnoliopsida; Solanales; Convolvulaceae
Product: myb family transcription factor EFM-like
Exons: 5
Coding region: 278-1774 (498 amino acids)
Biological process (GO): regulation of DNA-templated transcription
Molecular function (GO): DNA binding; DNA-binding transcription factor activity
Source: RefSeq, a predicted model, not a curated record